AAAAACACAAAAUCUCAAUUUUAAUCAAUUUAAAUUAAUUUUUAUCUAAUUUAUGGAAAACCAAGAUAAUACUGUGAGUGUUAACGUGAAAUGGAUGGGCAAACAAUACGAAGGCCUGAAAAUGAGCUUAGAUGAGCCUUUAGAGUCUUUUAAAAACCAACUUUGUUCCCUCACUGGUGUGCCUCCCGAAAGGCAAAAGAUAAUGUUUAAGGGUAUAAUUCCAAAUGACGCCGAUUUAUCAAAAAUUAAGAUUACUAAUGGAGCUAGGCUUAUGCUAAUAGGGAGUGCGGAAAAGCCGCCCGAGUGUAUUGAGAAAGUCCGUUUCUUUGAGGAGCUGUCAUCACAGGAAAAGGCCAAAAUUAUGAAUGAUAACAUAAUUGUUAAACUUCCACCGGGCAUAAUGAACCUAGGGAAUACGUGUUAUUUUAAUUCGGUAGUUCAAUUCCUAUUCCCAGUUACCGAAUUGUGGAAUUCUGUUUCAAAGUGCUUAGAAGUAAAUGGUAACUCACCAGACGUCCAUUUUGCAAAGUCACUACUUGAUAUGAAGAACCAGUUGAACCACACCCUUGAGAGAUUUGUCCCCCUGGUUCAGAUACAAUUCUUGAGGAAAAUAAAUCCUCUGUUUUGUAGAAAGGAUGAGAAAACAGGAAUGUAUAUGCAACAGGACGCAGAGGAAUGUUUAAAUUGCAUACUGGGAAACUUAAACUCUUUAUCUGAAGAUAAGAUUGCAGAGAAUGUGUUUGGCUUUUCCAUGGUCUCAAAAACAAAGCCUGUUAAGCCUGAGGGUUCAGACUCCGAACCGUCGGAGACAGACACAAAUCCCGGGGAAAAUGUCAGUUCAGUGGAACAUAAUCUGGUGCUAUCCUGCUAUAUGGGAACUCCACUGAAGUCUGUUGGAACCUUAAUGGACGGGAUUAACCUGUCACUUAACGAGGAGCUGCUAAAGUUUUCAGAGAAGGAUGGCUGUGACGUUUUGCAUAACAAGGUCAGCAAGCUUAGUUCUCUCCCGAAGUACUUGAUCGUACAUCUUGUCCGUUUUGAGUGGAAGCAGAAGAGCCAAGUAUCGCAUACAGACGCAAUUAAAGCCAAGGUGUGUAGAAGGGUUAAUUUUGAGAGGUAUAUCGAUAUCACGAGUAUUUGUUCUGAGGAACUUCAACAAAAACUAAGAGCUGCUAAAUCCCACCAAAUUAAGAAGGAAGACAAAUUAAAGGAAGAAUUAAAUGGACAGGAAAAGGUAGAGAAUAAGAAUGAGGGCGAAAACCUAGAUGUUGAGAUGGUAAAUUUGGAUGGUUACGAAAUAUCACCGGGAGAAUAUGCUACUGGAAAAUAUGAGCUUAUUUCUAUAGUAACUCAUCAAGGAAGAACAGCGGAUGCAGGUCAUUACAUAUGUUGGACCAAGGAUUCGAGGGAAUACCCGACGAAAAACCCGUCAAACAGUAAUGAAAAAGAUAUGGAUAACCAAAGGGAUGGUGAAAAAGAAUCUAAAAAGAAAAAACAAGAAGACAGGUGGAUCAAGUUCGACGAUGAUGUGGUCUCAGAGCAGGAUUGGGGAUCAUUUGAUUUGUGCGGAGGCAGGAGUGAUUACCAUAUUGCUGUAUUACUAUUGUAUAAAUCACAAAAUACAACACUAUAAAAAUUUUAACCUGUUAAUAAGAUGUAGAACUAAUA
Messenger RNA from Theileria parva strain Muguga, 1668 nucleotides. It is a transcript of the gene USP14, whose product is annotated as Ubiquitin carboxyl-terminal hydrolase family protein. The record is from RefSeq and is a predicted model, not a curated record. The transcript has 7 exons. The coding region runs from base 53 to 1633 and encodes 526 amino acids. Gene Ontology annotation, biological process: protein deubiquitination; regulation of proteasomal protein catabolic process; proteasome-mediated ubiquitin-dependent protein catabolic process. Gene Ontology annotation, molecular function: proteasome binding; cysteine-type deubiquitinase activity; protein binding. NCBI's taxonomy places the organism in Eukaryota, Apicomplexa, Aconoidasida, Piroplasmida, Theileriidae.